GAAAAGCGAUAGAAAAGUUCUGCAAAUUAUAUUGGUCCCGAUGUCUACUAAUCUAUAAACAAAUGUAUUUUUUUUAAUUAUAGACACAAAUUAAUAUACUUACGUUGUUAGGUAACAACUAAGUAACUAAGUAACGCUGUUUCGAAAUUAUGUUUCUUCUUACCCAAUAAAGAAAUACAAUUAAUAUAAAAGGGUUCACAAGUUCAAUAUGAUCAUUGUCUCGUCUCUGUACAAUACAAACACUUCAACAUGAACUCCUUCGCCGUUCUCCUGCUCUGCGUCCAAGCUUGCUUGGUACAGACCGUGUUCGGACAGUGCUACGGCGGUAUCGGGUACGCGCCCGCUUUCGCCGCGCCCUUCGCCGCCCCCGCUCUCGCCGCGCCGGCCGCGUGCGGGCCAGCCUACGGCGGCGAGGGUAUCGGCGACGUGGCGGUCGGCGGCCAGCUGCCGGUCGCCGGCACCACGCUAGUCUGUGGACAAGUGCCGAUCCUGGGCGCCGUGGAGUUCGGAGGCAUCGUGCCGGCCGGCGGCGAGGUGUCCAUUGCCGGCAAGUGCGCCUGCGGCUGCAGAGGAUACUGAAAAGCGACUAACGAAUCUAAAUGAAUUGAGCAAA
Molecule: messenger RNA, 613 nt
Organism: Bicyclus anynana (squinting bush brown)
Lineage: Eukaryota; Metazoa; Arthropoda; Insecta; Lepidoptera; Nymphalidae
Product: chorion class A protein Ld12-like
Exons: 2
Coding region: 250-579 (109 amino acids)
Biological process (GO): chorion-containing eggshell formation; multicellular organism development
Cellular component (GO): egg chorion
Molecular function (GO): structural constituent of egg chorion
Source: RefSeq, a predicted model, not a curated record